UCAGCGGGACACAGGAAGAGGGUGUCCUCUUCGCCGAAGUGUCUGUUUCCCGGCGAGCGUAGGCUGCCGGGAGUUGUAGUCCGGCAGCCAUGGCGGAGGAGGGCGAGAGGAAGGCGGCGCUGGAGACUGUCCAGGCAGAUGGGACAGAUGGAAACUGCGUCACAUUUGUGUUGCACGAUGAGGACCACACACUUGGCAACGCCCUCCGAUACAUGGUGAUGAAGAAUCCUGAUGUGGAGUUCUGCGGCUACUGCAUCACACACCCCUCUGAAAGCAAGAUCAACUUCCGGAUCCAGACCAGAGGGACUCUUCCUGCUGUUGAGCCAUUCCGGAAAGGGCUGAACGACCUGAUGAGCGUUUGCCAACAUGUGCUCGACACCUUUCAGAAUAGCAUGCAGGAAUACAGAGCCCAGAGGGAGGAAGAGAUGCAAUAACGUUUGGGGAUGGCAGUCCCCAUAGAUGUGUGUAGCGUCUGUGUGUUGAAUUCCCUGUGUCAAGAGUUUUUAUUUGGUUCAUUUUUUUAUGAUUGCUUUGAUGCAAACCUGUAUUUUCUCUAAUAAUAAAGUGUAUGAAGUUUGAUGCUGUGGA
Cuculus canorus (common cuckoo) is the source of this 588-nucleotide messenger RNA. RefSeq names its product DNA-directed RNA polymerases I and III subunit RPAC2 (gene POLR1D). The record is from RefSeq and is a predicted model, not a curated record. Lineage: Eukaryota; Metazoa; Chordata; Aves; Cuculiformes; Cuculidae. The coding region runs from base 90 to 434 and encodes 114 amino acids. Gene Ontology annotation, biological process: DNA-templated transcription. The transcript is spliced from 5 exons. Gene Ontology annotation, cellular component: RNA polymerase I complex; RNA polymerase III complex. Gene Ontology annotation, molecular function: DNA binding; DNA-directed RNA polymerase activity; protein dimerization activity.